Messenger RNA from Daphnia pulicaria, 1775 nucleotides. RefSeq lists its product as uncharacterized. Lineage: Eukaryota; Metazoa; Arthropoda; Branchiopoda; Diplostraca; Daphniidae. Bases 265 to 1053 code for a protein of 262 amino acids. The transcript has 5 exons. The record is from RefSeq and is a predicted model, not a curated record. Gene Ontology annotation, biological process: phosphatidylserine exposure on apoptotic cell surface; apoptotic process involved in development; engulfment of apoptotic cell. Gene Ontology annotation, cellular component: plasma membrane.
UCAGUUUCGACUGAACCGCGACCACAUGUUGUUGGCAACACAAAUCUUUCUCAGUGGUAUCCACAAUAUAAAAGUGAAUCCUGUGAAUCAAUUCAAUCGUGCGUUACUAAUAUAUUAUUAGCUACUGCUAUCGCACUCUAAAAUACUCAUUUAGACAUUCGAAAAAAACAAACACUGUAAACCUUGACAGUAGCAACAGGGCUGGUAAAAUUGCUCUGAUUGGCUUAAAUAAAACAAAAAGCGCCAAUUACUUACAGUGUGGAUAUGGGGAGAGGAGAAUACACCCGGAAAAAGACGAGAAAUAGAAAUCCAUCUAAAUCACAACUCCAAUUUGCGGAAAAAUGUAUCAAACAAAUUGAACCCGGAAAUAUCGAUUGGUUGAUCAAAAUGACGUGUCUUUCAUUUUUUUGCUACGUCUUUGACGUUGGUUGGGAUAUUCAUUUACUUCAUCGCUUUUGGAACCAAGGAGAUUAUUGGUAUUUCGGGUGGACCUUGGCGAUUGUAGUUGUGCCAAUUGUCGUCAUAACAAUUAAAAGUUUCUUAUUUUACAACAAUGAAUUUGAAAAAAACAACAAGCUUGACCCCAGACUCUAUUUGCCACAAGAAGAAAAUACAACUUCUAGCUGGUUAAUCAAGUGGGGCUUUGGUAUUGUAGGCUUUUGUCUUGUUCAGAGGUUUAUUGAUGUAAUUAAAUAUGCUCAUAAAGCGAAACCAUUGCCGGAAAAACUAAAAACGGACGACCAACAGAACAAGGAGGGCGAGCUGGACGAGAACAACAAGCAGAACAAGAUAUACAUGUAUCUCCCCGCUAUGAUUCGGGAAGACUCAGAGUUGGUACAACUGAGCCAAUUUGAUUCCUUCAUGGAAUCUGCCCCUCAGCUAUUGCUUAAUCUUUACAUACUACUGGUAAAAGACGAAUCUGACUCUAAAGGUGUUAGGGUGAUUAUUGGUCUCAUUUUCUCCAUCGUUAGCUUGGCAUUGGCGAUAGUUACUUACGAGCAAAAACUUUAUUUAGUCGAGGGAAUAAAACCCAAUGAGCAUGACAGUAUCUGAAAUGAUGAUGUCAUUAUAAAACGCUUUAACCAAACUUAUAGGAUAACAAGCGCCAUUUUUUUCUCUGCACAUUUGUGUUGGAUAGUUGCCCGACUCAUCGCCCUAAGUUUGUUCGCCUCUGUUUUCGGUUGGAUUGUUGUGCCGGUCUGCCUUGCCCACCUGAUCCCAAUUUUCGUUUUGCACCUGAAUAAAAAUUACAAUUUCAUGGCCUCGUUGAGAUUGUCAUUUCUCCACGUUUUCGCUUACUUGUACCCCGCAGAAAAGGAGUCUGAUAAAGAGAAACACCCACGAAUCUCACCAGUCAUGUACCAGACUAUCUGCAUUUGCGAGAAUCUGACUCUCAUGGUAAUGUGGAGCCAAAGUUUAAUCAAAUUCGACGAGGGGAUCAAUCCUGGAAUAUUAUCCAUCUCAUACUAUCCCUGGAGUGUUUGGACAUUCUUCGUUCCUUGGAUCAGCCAAAUUUUGACGUUUACUUUAAGUUUCAUUACGUUUUUGGUGCUAGAGAAAGUGCGAAAAGAAAAUCAACAGACACUUCCAACAACAGAUCCAGCUGUCCGAGAACAGGCUGCAUUAGCGAACCCCUACCAUUUCAGAUGGUGCUGGUGAUGUAUAUCACCGUCUCAGAACCAAGAAGACCAAUGUUAGAUUUGUUUCCCCUUUCAAGUAUGCAGCACUUGUUACUGUGCCUGUACCUUGCCUGUCUAUUAAUACACGGUCUUCAU